Ictalurus punctatus (channel catfish) is the source of this 1280-nucleotide messenger RNA. It is a transcript of the gene ndnl2, whose product is annotated as necdin-like 2. The record is from RefSeq and is a predicted model, not a curated record. Gene Ontology annotation, cellular component: nucleus. The transcript is spliced from 11 exons. The coding region runs from base 136 to 897 and encodes 253 amino acids. Lineage: Eukaryota; Metazoa; Chordata; Actinopteri; Siluriformes; Ictaluridae.
UUUGCUGAAAUCGGGUGGAAAUAGAACAACGCGGGAGGCAGUUGGUUUACAGUUCGUUUUGCUAAGUAGUUUAAUUUAAUUUCCUAUAAAUUUGUAAAUGAUUUAAAGUUUAAAAUCGCGCUGUCGGAUUUAGAGAUGUCCCAGAAUAAAAGAGUCGCGUCUCAGAACCGGAAGUCUCAGGCGAUGUUGGAUGAGGAUGAUGAAGGUUCUUUCACUCAGCCCAGUGCGUCUCAGGUACAGAGAGCCAGAGAGAACUUCACACCUGUACAGGUGGACCGCAAGGUUGCUGAAGUCGUGCAGUUUAUUCUGAUUAAAGACCAGAAGAAAAUCCCCAUCCGCAGAGCAGAUAUAGUUAAACACGUGAUAAAGGAGUACCGGUCUCUGUACCAUGACAUCAUUAAGCGAGCGGACCGAACCUUCGAGCAGGUGUUUGGGCUGAAGCUGGUGGAGAUCGGCUCCAAGAAUCACAUUUACAUCCUCACCAACAAACUGGAGCAGUCCCGCGAGGAACCAAUCAGCAUGUGCCCUGCGAACCCGAAGACCGGGUUACUGUUUGUGAUCCUCGGAGUUAUUUUCAUGAAGGGAGGAAGUGUUAAAGAGACGUUAGUGUGGAACACGUUGAAGAAACUCCGAGUGGACUUUGGAGAGAAACAUGAAGAGUUCGGGGAUGUGAAGAAGAUCAUCACUGAUGAGUUUGUGAGACAGAAGUAUCUGGAGUAUGUUCGUAUUCCUCACACUGAGCCUCUGGAGUACGAGUUUCGGUGGGGACAGAGGGCCGAGAGCGAAGUGUCCAAGCUGAAGAUGCUUCAGUUUAUUGCGGAGCUACAUGAUCAGGAACCUCAGUCAUGGACACAACAGUACCGAGAGGCCACGAGUGCAGAGAACAGCCAGAGAUAACGCAAUCGGAGUGCGUGCGUGAGUGCGUGCGUGCGUGCGUGCGAGCGUGCGUGAGAGCGUGCGUGAGAGCGUGCGUGAGAGCGUGCGUGCGUGAGUGCGUGCGUGCGUGCGUGAGUGAGUGCGUGCGUGCGUGAGUGCGCGUGAGUGCGUGCGUGAGUGCGUGUGUGAGUGCGUGCGCGCGAGGUUUUCUUUAAACAGAUUUCUACUGGAGUUAGAGUGCACAUGAAUGGUGUUGGAGGAUGAAAACAUUGAGCUGCUUUAAGAACUGAAAUAUUUAUAGUAAGAAAAAAGUUUAAAAAGUCUAAAACUGUUUGUUUUGUUUUUUUUCCAGAAUUCUGUGUGUUUUUUUUAUUGUUUGAUAAAUAAAGUGGUUCCUCUUCACA